Messenger RNA from Penaeus monodon (black tiger shrimp), 1193 nucleotides. RefSeq lists its product as uncharacterized. Lineage: Eukaryota; Metazoa; Arthropoda; Malacostraca; Decapoda; Penaeidae. The record is from RefSeq and is a predicted model, not a curated record.
UGACGGAAGCUGCAGACCCGCGCAGCCUGAUCACCGAGAACCACAUUCUGAAGGCGCUGACGAAGGACCAAGGCCGAGAUGCUCGCCUUAUCUCCUGGAGCCUCGAAGACUUCACAAAAAAGGGUGACAACUACGCAUCUUUCGUCACGUCUGCCAAGGUCCGCUUCACGCUCUCGGGCUCCUCGAGGGAAGUGUCCUACGUCGCCAAGACUAAUCCUCGGAGGAGUAUCAAGGCUCUGGAGCCUAUGAUGAGAUCUCACUUCCGGCGCGAGGAGGUGUUUUACGCGACCUUGGCUCCGAUGCUGGACGAGCGGUUGCUGCGCCUGGGAGGAGGGAGGCUGCGGUGGGUUAAGAGCCUGCGAGUGAUUAUGUUUCGUGCUCUUCUGGUGGUGCAAGAAAUCGCCUGUUUACACGCUGCCUCCAUCCUCCUGCAGAAGGCGCUGUCGCCGGAUCCUCUCGCCGCCAGAUACCCCCCCUUCAGUAAGCGGUGGAUGGAGGAGGCGCCCGAGAGGGAGGUUUUCUCCGCCCUCUUCGCCGGCCAUCUGGAGGGCGCGGCCAUCCUGGCGGAGAAGGCAGGCGGGCAGUACGCGUGUGUGGCACCCUGGCUCAGGCAGGUCAAAGGGGGUAUUGUAGACCUACUGGCGGGGGAGUUGGCACUGUAUUCCCCCCAGUUCUCCGUCCUCGUCCACAACGACUGCUGGACCAAUAAUUUUCUCUUCAAGUACGACGCCCGCGGCCGGCCUUGCUCCGUGGCGCUCCUUGACUUCCAGAUGGCCACGAUGUCCUCACCAGCCAUCGACAUCAUCUACUUCCUGUACACGAGCCUGGAUGAGAAGGCCAGGAAGGGCCACCAGCAGGAACUUCUCUCCGCCUACUACGGCACCUUCAGCGAGAUCCUCCGAAAGGCCGGAGUCCAGGUCCCCUUCUGCCUCGAGGAACUCCACCGCGAGUGUCGUCGGAAGAUAGUCUUCGGGUGUUUAAUGGGCCUCAUCAUCCUGCCGGCGGCGCUGAGCGAGUCUGAGGGCUGCGUCGCUGACCCUGACGCCCUCACGGAAGCCACGAUGGCCGAUUACAGGCGGCAGCAGAGGGAAAGCCUGAUGAGUUUGGACGCCGGCAGCGCCGCCUUCAGGAGCCGAUUCCUCGCCAUUUUCGAAGACUUGUUAGAGAUUGUUGUUCAGAAUGUUUCUUCAGAU